This is a messenger RNA of Cooperia oncophora, 579 nucleotides long. The record is from the annotation of a GenBank genome assembly. NCBI's taxonomy places the organism in Eukaryota, Metazoa, Nematoda, Chromadorea, Rhabditida, Trichostrongylidae.
AUGUCGGGUAUUCCGCUCGGUGUGGGAGGGCCACCCCCUCCCGGUAUGGAUACGAAACGUGGACGGCUCGUCUGUAUCAAAGUCAGAAUGUUGGACGAUAGUGUGGCCGUCUUUCAUCUCGGGCAUAAAGCACUCGGUCAAACGUUACUCGACGAGGUAGCACGGCAUUUGAAUUUGCUUGAAAAUGACUACUUCGGUUUGGAGUGCAUUGAUAACUCGGGAUGCCAUUGUUGGCUGGAUGCGGACAAGCCGAUUUUACGACAAAUCAGCUCACAUAGUACUGAUGCAAAAUUCUAUUUUAUUGUAAAAUUCUAUACACCUAAUCCAAUCGAUCUUGAAGAAGAAUAUACGCGGUACUUAUUAACGCUUCAAAUUCGACGUGAUUUGUCAAUGGGCGAAUUGCAUUGUGCCGAAACAACAGCUGCCUUGUUAGCCGCAUAUCUUGUGCAGUCUGAAUGUGGUGAUUUCUCCGCUGAAGACUAUCCAGAUGCUACGUAUCUCUCACAUUCACGUUUCAUUCCUCAUCAAACCAUUGAAUUUCAACAAAAAGUCAUGGAAAACCAUAAAAACUUGAUGUAA